Messenger RNA from Linum trigynum, 648 nucleotides. The record is from the annotation of a GenBank genome assembly. NCBI's taxonomy places the organism in Eukaryota, Viridiplantae, Streptophyta, Magnoliopsida, Malpighiales, Linaceae.
AUGUUCGCCAAGUGUGGCGAUGUCGAUAAAGCUAUCCAUCUCUUCCGGAGCAUGAAUGAGAAAAGAACCAUAAUCUCAGGGACCUUAGUCAUCGUCGGUCUAGCAAUGCAUGGUCGAGGGACCGAAGCUGUUGCUCUGUUUGAGGAGAUAGUAGGAAGCGGUGUAGCACCAGAUGGCGUUGUGUUCAUUUCCUUACUCUCAGCUUGCACUCACUCGGGCUUGAUCGAACAGGGAAGAGAGUAUUUUCAAUCAAUGAGAGCCAGUUUUGGGAUUGAAGCCAAGAUUGAGCAUUAUGGAUGCAUGGUGGAUAUGUUAUGCAGGCCAGGGCUUGUUAGAGAGGCGUUUCAGUUUGUUCAAGAGAUGCCUAUUGAACCUAAACCCAUCAUUUGGCAGACUUUGAUCAACGCGUGUCGCGCCAUUGGAGAGCUGAAGCUUGGAGAGGAGAUCAGCGCGCAACUAAUCAUGAACGAUCUGUUGUAUGAGUCGAAUUAUGUGCUGCUCUCGAAUAUCUAUGUUAGAAUGUCUGAUUGGGAAGAGAAGAGAAGUGUUAGGGAGGCGAUUCCCAACAGUGGGAUGAAGAAGAUCCCUGGAAGAAGUCAGAUUGAAUUGGAGAACGAGAUUCAUAGAGUUUUGCCCAGUUGUGAUUGA